GCAUGUAUUUAUAUAUAUAUGUAUUUAUAUAUAUCCUCCUCUUCUAUCACCCAACCCCCAAAUCCCAUCUCUUUAAAGUUUGAACUCUCUGCUUGUGUGUUGGGAACAGAACCUAAAAGGCUAAAACCAUGAAGCCAAGCCUGAAUUACAAAGCUAUUCUGCUCAUCCUUCUUGUCCUUGUCUAUUCCUCAAAGUUAUCUGCUCGUUUCCUAUUAAGCAAACAAGGGCAAGAGGAGGUAAACCUAGAUGGAAUCACCAGUGAAGGGACGGAGGACAGUGAGUUAAUGAAUCAGCUGACGGGGUUAGAGCUAUGUGAUGGCGGAGACGAGGAGUGCUUAACGAGAAGGAUAAUUGCAGAGGCUCACUUGGACUACAUCUACACCCAGCAUCACAAGCCGUGACACUUCAAUUUUAGAAAUUGAAGUGCCAUGUUUUUCUUCGUCCAACUUAGGUCUGGAUUCCUACAUAAUAUAUAUAAACUAGCUAUAGUAUUCUUCUCAAAAUGGCAAUCGCGUUAAAAAGCUACAAGAAUGGUUCCCAAGUUUCUUCUCUCUGAAAAUGUAACUUUACCCCUACCUAAGUGCAGCUAUGUUCAAUUCUACGUACGUAUAUCAUCCUUUGUAAUGAUGAGUCUGCAUAUGUUGGUGUAUGAUUUCUCUGUGUACUUGAUAAUGUAACUACACAAGUAAGCGCAGAUGAAGCCCAUUUCUAUCUCUUUGAUGAUGAAUUUACGGAGUUACUUCUAUGA
Populus euphratica (Euphrates poplar) is the source of this 748-nucleotide messenger RNA. RefSeq names its product PHYTOSULFOKINE 3 PRECURSOR (gene PSK3). NCBI's taxonomy places the organism in Eukaryota, Viridiplantae, Streptophyta, Magnoliopsida, Malpighiales, Salicaceae. Gene Ontology annotation, molecular function: growth factor activity. The transcript has 3 exons. Gene Ontology annotation, cellular component: extracellular region. The record is from RefSeq and is a predicted model, not a curated record. The coding region runs from base 129 to 401 and encodes 90 amino acids. Gene Ontology annotation, biological process: cell population proliferation.